CAAUUUCUAUACAAUCACAUCAGUCAGUAUUCGGCUGAUCAAGAUGAGGCCGAUAUUUUUAAGUAGCGUGGUUUUAGCCCUCUUUGGAGGUUUCGAGGCCAAAUCUGCCAUCGCCAACUCCAAAGCCAAACCAAUUGCAGGGGAGAAGGCUUGCAUUGAGGCCAACACCGACAUCAGUGGCAACAACGUCAACGAUGGUCUCUCUACCAAAUUCUACUCCAUGAACGAAUGCAUUGAUUACUGCAAGAGAACAACCGGUGCCAACUACUUUGUCUGGUCGGAUCAAACCUUCUUCGAUCCCAACUACCAAUACACGUGUUGGUGUAAGGCCAACAAGGUGGAUACCUCAGUCAGUUAUGGGACCUUUUCUGGACCUUUGGGAUGUGCUCCAGAGGCCAAUUGUUGUUUAAAUAUCCUUGUUCAAUCGUCAGGAUCUUUGGCGGGUUCCGGGCAAGCUCACAUUUUGGGAUAUUAUACCAAGAUCUCUGAGGGAGAGGAUGGGCAUCCUGUUUACCAACAGACCACACAAUUGAAGCACUUUUUGUUCUAUCGCUCUAAUAUUAAGAAUUGGUUUGUUAACGAUGCAAUGGGCGUGAACCAAGGCUAUGCCCUCAAUUCGGGAGCAGAAACCUGCAUCACGGAUUCCACGGGGAUGUGGGAGUACUACGAUUUCGGUGUGGGAGACUGGGUCCCUGAUCCCACUGCUCGAGCCAUUUGCGUGGACGACGUUCCUCCUCCUCCAGAAGAGCAAUGCAAUUCUGGUUCUCUUUGCGAUGGUUGCGUCUUAACUUUACCAUUUGAGAACACCAUUUACUGUUGCAAGGACCAAUGCCAAUAUGGGUGGAUUGACUACGAUCCUAAUAACAGUCCCAUGUGCACAUGUGGUGUAUGAGGCCUUUCAUCCAACAAACCAUUUGGAAAGUGUGACGAGCUCCAAUUGUGAAUGAACGCCUGCAAAUAAAGAACGGUCCAUUCCA
Tigriopus californicus is the source of this 977-nucleotide messenger RNA. RefSeq lists its product as uncharacterized. The transcript is spliced from 2 exons. The coding region runs from base 44 to 892 and encodes 282 amino acids. Lineage: Eukaryota; Metazoa; Arthropoda; Copepoda; Harpacticoida; Harpacticidae. The record is from RefSeq and is a predicted model, not a curated record.